This is a messenger RNA of Mytilinidion resinicola, 516 nucleotides long. RefSeq lists its product as uncharacterized. Gene Ontology annotation, molecular function: protein binding. The annotation marks the transcript as partial. NCBI's taxonomy places the organism in Eukaryota, Fungi, Ascomycota, Dothideomycetes, Mytilinidiales, Mytilinidiaceae. The record is from RefSeq and is a predicted model, not a curated record. The transcript has a single exon.
AUGGACAACGUCCCACACACAUGCGGUAAUCAAGGCUCGCUCGAUGAAGCAUUCGCGACGAAGGAAGUGCUAGGGAAGAGGAAGCGGACCUUCGGCGGAGGACAUCCAUCCACGGUCUCCGCUAUAAAUAACCUUGCAAAUAGGCUUGGACAUCAGGGGCAGCUAAAUGAAGCAGUGGUGAUGAAGAAGGAAAUGCUAAAGGAGAGGAAGCGGAUAUUCGGCGAAGAACAUCCUUCCACGAUCUCUGCUUUAAACAACCUUGCAAACACACUCGAGGAUCAAGGGCAGCUCAAUGAAGCAAUGGCGAUGAAGAAGGAAGUGUUCGCGAAGAUGAGGCGGACCCUCGGCGAAGAACAUCUUUCCACAAUCUCCGCUAUGAACAACCUCGCAAACAUGCUUGGACAUCAGGGGCAGCUAAAUGAAGCAGAGGUGAUGAAGAAGGAAGUACUAGAGAAGAGGAAGCAGAUCCUCGGCGAAGGACAUCCUUCCACAAUCUCUGCUAUGAACAGCCUCGCA